Messenger RNA from Catharus ustulatus (Swainson's thrush), 7727 nucleotides. It is a transcript of the gene SPAM1, whose product is annotated as sperm adhesion molecule 1. The transcript is spliced from 4 exons. Gene Ontology annotation, biological process: carbohydrate metabolic process; fusion of sperm to egg plasma membrane involved in single fertilization; hyaluronan catabolic process. Lineage: Eukaryota; Metazoa; Chordata; Aves; Passeriformes; Turdidae. The record is from RefSeq and is a predicted model, not a curated record. Gene Ontology annotation, cellular component: acrosomal vesicle. Bases 3129 to 4892 code for a protein of 587 amino acids. Gene Ontology annotation, molecular function: hyalurononglucosaminidase activity.
GUCUAAUUUUCAUUAAAUGCCUCAAAGCUGAAUUCCUCUAGUGUUUAGUGGCAGGUUUUGAACAUAAGCUGAGCAGUAUAACCAAUGCUUUUUCAGGCAAUACACCAUCCACUUGUGGGGCAACAAACAUUGAUUUGUGUGAAGUUCAAGGGUAUGUAUAAUACUUCUUUCCCUUUUGUUUUUGAACUUUCUUUGGUCAAGUGGAACCUUUUCAGCGUCCACCUUUUCAUGGACAUGUAGCAUGGCCCAAAUCUAUGACUGUGCAGUCACCAAAACACAAGAGCACACUUGCACUUUCAACCAUGUGUGUUUCUGCAGUCCAGUUUAUGCUGUGGAAAAUGAUGCAAUAAUUAAGCCAAGAAAAUUAAUAAGAUUUCCGGUAGUGCUUAACCUUUACAAAUGCCAGACUUGGGAAAAUCUAAAGUUGAAGAUUUUUCCCUAGACAAAAGGCACUUAGCUCCGUCAAUAUGUACUUCCAGUCAGGUAUCCCAUGAACAAUUAGUGUUAAUACAUUGUAAAGUAAUUGAUUGUUUGACAAGGAGAAGACCAGCUUUAUGACUCAGCUGACUUAGAUAAACAUCAAGGAGACUGAAGAGAGUAACACUUCUCAGAGCUGUCAUUGUUAGUCUGGGAAUGAAGGCAAUCCUUUUAACUGGAAACUAACACAUAAAAUAAUCUGUUAACUCAUACCUGGUAGAGUACAUCCCAGCAGAUUUGGAGGAAAACCCUUUCCCAACAAUCAGUUAAAUGUAGCUUUGCAAGAUUAACCAAUAAUAAAUGAAUUCUAGCAAAACCAGUAAAUGUAAUACUCAAAACAAUGUCUUCCUUUUAACCAAACUCUUAUAACCAAAGCCAGAGGAACAGUAUAAACCAUACUCAUACAGCUUCUUUCUGAGGCCUUCCCACUUUAUUCACCAAUCACAUAAAGAUCACCAUCCUGGCAAAUGCUGGUGUGUAUCAGCUGGUUCUGUGUGAUAAUUGAUUUAAUUUGAAUAAGCUGCAUUUGCAUAAGUGAAAAGAAUAUUUCUCCAGAAUUUCAGUACAGAAUUCUUUAAGUUUGUCCUGGAAGUCUCCAUCUGUAUUCUCUCAGGAUGUGUCACUUAGGAUAAUGCAGGAGUCAGGAAGACAGAGGCUCUAGUGUACCUCACAGUUACAGAAAGGAAAGGUGAAGGCUGGGACUUGGCUGUAAUGUUUAUGAGAUGGUGGAGUUCAGGAUCUCAAAAAGAGGCAACAAAGAAAAUGGCAAGAUCAUAACCACUGCCUUCAGGAAAGCACAUUUUGGCAUCUAGAGGCAUCAGCUUGGAAGAAUUCCUUGGGAGACAGUCCUGGAGAGAAGGAUCCAGGAGCUGACUGAUUUUUGAGAAUCACCUUUUCCAAGCUCAAAAAUCUGCACGUAGAUGAAAUAAGAAAUGGCAGGACAAGCUCCUGGCAAAGCUCAGACAUAAAAAGGCAGCACACAUGAGGUACUACCAGGGACAAGUGAACAAGAAACACUAUCUGAGCUCUUGGGAUGUGGUUAAGGAAGCCAGAGCCCACCUGGAAUUGAAUCUGGCAAAAUGUGCGAAGGGCUUCUACUGCUAUAGCAGCAGCAGCAGAAGAAAAGGGAACAUGUGGGCCUAGUACUGAGUGGAGGCAGUAGGAGCUCCAGUAGUAAAGGAAAGGAGGGUCAGGAACAUUUAUGCAGACUGGACAUACACAAGUUUAUGGGACAUAAUGGUAUGUGCCUGCAAGGAGUGGUAUGUGCUGAAAAAGCUGUUGAUAUCAUUGUAAGGUAAUCUUGAUCAUCACAAUGACUGGGGGAGGUUCCAAGGACUGGGAGAAAGCAAAUGUAACUUUCUUAAAAAGGUUAAAAAAAGGAGAUCCAAGGAACUAUAUAGGCUGUCCAAAUCAGCUUCACCCCAAACACUGGGAGGUUGAGAGAGCAAAUAAUUCUGGUAAACAUUUACAUUAGGAACAAGAACGUGAUUGCAAGUAGUCAGCAUAAAUUAACAAAGAGGAAUUAGGCCUGCCCAACCUGUCAGCCUUCUAAAAAAAGAUGAAUGGCUUGGUGGACAUGGGGAGAGAAUUGGAGACUGUUGAUCUUGAUUUUAGAAAGGCUUUCAACAUAGUCUCCUUAAUGCUUUCACUGAUAAAGUACAAGCUAGAUAACUGGAUGGUGAAACUGAAAACUGGCUGAACUGACAAGCUCAGUGGGUUGUGAUCAGUCUAGAAUGUACAGCUCCAGCCUCACCAAAGUCCAGCUGAAAGCUGUUUCUAGUAAUGUACACUAAGGCUUCAUACUAGGUCCAAUACUAACAUCCUGAUUAAUUAUCUGAACAAUGGGGAAGAGUGUUCCUGUGGCAAGUUUACAGAUAAUCCAGACUUGGGAGUGGUUGAUAUGCCGCAGGAUCGUGCUGCCAUUUAGAGGGACCUCCACAAACUGGAGAAAGAGGCUGACAGGAAUCUCAUGAAGUUCGACACAAGAAAAUGUCAAGCCCUACACCAGGAAAGGAAUAACCCCAUGCACCAGUACAGGCUUGUGAGCUGAAUGGCUGGAAUGAAGUUGCAGAAAAAACUGACAGGAUUGAGCAAUGCAUCUUUGCAGCAGUGAAGACCAACAGCCUUUUGAGUGGCAUUAACAAGAGUAUACAAUGUGUUUAUUUCUUCUAUUUAGCACUGAUGAUGCCACAUCUGGAGUGUUGUGUCCACGUUUGAGCUCCCCAGCACAAUAAAGCAAUGGACAUGCUGGAGAAAAUCUAGCAAAUUGCUACAAAGAUGAAUAAGGGAUUAAAGCAUUUGUCAUUUGUUGAGGAGAGGCUGAGAGAGCCAACAUUUCUUAGAUUGGAGGAGAGAUGGCUUUUUCCUGCUGUCACCUCCGGGAAGUUGGGGAAAAUGCAUGCAGACCUGUUUUCUACAAGUUUCAUCAAGCAGAUGCCAUGCAAAUGAGGUCUGAAAAGUUUCCUGCAGCCUGAAAUGACAGAGAGCCUUGAAAAAAAGACACCACUAUUUUACACCCAAGGAAUAUUGUUUAUAGGUAUUAAUCUGAAGAAAUAUAUUGUGUGGUAAACUUUUUGACAGACUUUUGAACACCCAGAGAGCAUUUAAUUUUUGUAUGAUCAGAAGCACCUAAUGUCACUGCACAUGCUACAAUGGAAACUGUAAGACAAAUGCAAAGUUUUGGCAUCUAUGUUACCUGUACAUAUCCUGUAGCACCUGGUGUGGUGUUUGCCACUCUUCUGGUUUCUUGCUGCUCAUCUCUGAACAUAAGAGCUCGUCCACUUGUUUCUAAUUCACCUUUCCUUUCUAUCUGGAAUGCUCCUACAGAACUUUGUACUGAAAGGACUGGAGUGCAGCUGGACAUGAAUUUUUUUCUUCUAAUUGGGAGUACACUAAAGACAUCCAUUGGGCAAAACAUCACUCUCUUCUAUCCAGACAGGCUUGGCUACUACCCUUACAAAAACGAAGUCACAGGAGAGGCAUUCAAUGGAGGACUCCCUCAACUAUCGCUGCUGGAGAAUCAUUUAAAAAAAGCCAAAGAGGACAUCCAAUUCUACAUUCCUUCAGAUGAACAGUCUGGAUUGGCUGUCAUUGACUGGGAAAACUGGAGACCUGUGUGGAUAAGGAACUGGGGAUCAAAAGAUAUUUAUAGACAGGAAUCCAUUGAGCUAGUUCAGCAGAGAGACCUCAGUCUAUCAGAAGCUGAAGCCAGAACUAUAGCUAAAAUAGAAUUUGAAUUUGCAGCAAAAUCAUUUAUGUUGGAAACUUUGAAGUUGGGCAUAGAAAUGAAACCAAAUCGUCUGUGGGGAUAUUACCUUUACCCAGACUGUUAUAACUAUGAUUACAAACAAAACCCACACAAUUAUACAGGAACCUGUUUAGAUAUUGAAAUAGAAAGAAAUAAUGAGCUUAACUGGUUGUGGGAGAAAAGCACAGCACUUUUCCCAUCUAUCUAUCUAGAGACAGCCUUAAAAUCUUCCAGAAAUGCUCGACUCUUUGUUCGUAACAGAGUUCAAGAAGCCAUUAGAACUUCCUAUGUCUCUAACUCUAGUCACCCCCUUCCAGUUUUUGUAUAUACACGUCCAGUAUUCACAGAUGUCUAUGAGGAAUAUCUCUCUGAGGAUGACCUGGUAAAUACCAUCGGAGAAUCUGCUGCACUGGGUGCUUCUGGAAUAGUGAUCUGGGGUGAUAUGAAUUUAACACAAAAUAAGAACACCUGUAGAACUCUGGACAACUACCUUAGGAGGACUUUGACCCCAUACCUCAUCAACAUCACAAUGGCAGCCAGAAUAUGUAGCCAAGUGCUAUGCCAAGACUCUGGCGCUUGUGCACGGAAAAAAUGGAAUUCCAGUGACUAUCUUCACUUGAACCCUGAGAAUAUUGCAAUUCAAAUGACAAAGGAUGGAAAAUACACUUUACAAGGGCAACCCUCAUACAAGGAUCUGCAAACAUUCAUAGAAAAAUUUGAUUGCCAUUGUUAUGCAGGGCAGAGCUGUGAACCUACAGCUGAUAUAAAUGACAUCCAUUAUGUCCAUGCUUGCAUUUCAGAAGAUAUUUGCAUUCAGAUAUCCUCAAAUUCACUUUCUAACAUAGAAGCCUCUGAAGAAAAGAUCCUGUCUAACAGAACUGCAUUUUCACUUACCUCUGAGAGUAAGGUGACAUUAUCUACACAUCCUGGAAUAGAAGAUUUCCAAUCUACCUUUGGAAAUAAUAUACUUAAUACAACAUCUGCAGAACAUAACACUAUUACAGCUGCCAGUAGCUAUGAUUUGGAAGAAAAUGAUACUCGUACUUUCAGUAGUUCUUCAUCCUAUAAGAUAAGGAUGUUUAAUCUGUUUCACUUAAUUCUAUUUUUGAGAACCUUAAUACAAAUGACCCAUGAAAGUGUGAAUAUCCUUUUCCCUGACUAUAUUUGAAAUUCUAAAGGUUUUAUUUACAAAACAAACCAACAAAAUAAUUCCUGAAAGGCUUAUGGUCUUAUCUGUAUCAGGUAACCUUUUCUAAACCAUAGGUGCCGCUUCAGCUUGAAUGUAUUUCUUCAGUUUAGUUCUAUAAACUAAUAUUUGUGCCAAAGAUAUAUUGCUCUAUAUAUACUGAUUAUGCCAUAUGAGAGGAUAAUCCAGAAUAAGAAACAUUUUUUACAGUUUAUAUAUUUAACCAUUAUAUUUGGAAAAAAGUAAAUGCUGACAAUGUUCUUUUGGGUACUUCAAGUUAAAACAGUUAAAUAUAUAAUAUAUAAAAUAAGUAAUCAGUUUUGAUGCUCUAAGAAUUAAUUUUAUUCCACAUGAAUGGAAUUAGCUCUUAAAAAUAUUUGGCUUAACUUUAGAUCUGUGGAAAUUUUGCAGCAUAAAAUUUAUCUGAUUAACGUAAUGUUCCACCACUUUUCAUAGAACCUUUAGGGAUCCUGUAGUUUUUCUUUUAAUGAGAUAUAUUUGUAAUUCUUCAAAAGGUUCUAAUUUCAGUGUAAGUAUUAACUUUGAAUAUUACUGCUUUAUUAUUUAAAAUUUGAGCUGUAGCAGUUUAUCCUUUCUUCUCACAAACCCUCCUCCUUAUUUCAGAUGUCCCUUCCUUGGUUUCCAGUUGUUUUGUCUUGCCAAUAGUCACAGCUCAUCUGCUCUGCCUAUGCAUUCCCUACCAGGACAGGUCACCAAUCCUAGUUGCUCCAUCCAGCCAUCCCUAGGAACGGGAUAGGGCUGUAUGUGCCAUUUGGACAAAAGUCUGUGCAUGGGACUGUAUGCCACAUUAUUUCCUGAAGAGUCUCUUUGGUGAAAACCAGUUUGCUCCUUUAGGAAAACCCAGCAGUGGCAACAGGAAAAUAAGCAUCACUGGGAACCUGGGACAAUCUCAGGACCACCUUUCUGAUUCAGUUUGCUGACAGAACUGGAAGUACCAGCUUAAUUCUAUUCCAUUGCCAAAAGGAGUGUGAAAGUAGCAGAGAUACAUCAGAAGAAAACUACUCCCAGUAUAUAUCAGAUGUCUAGUUCUGAUUAACAUACAGUCAAUUUAACAUUUAGAAGCAAUUAACUGAAGUUUAUUUGAUAAAAUAACCUUUUCAAAUUAUUAUGUCAGAUGCUUAAUACUCAGUUGGCCUUGUGAUGGGUGAAGAGUGGCUGCUGGCAUUGAUACAUUAAAAAUCUCCCUAGAGCCAGACAUGAUCUGCAUAAAUAAUUCACCACCUCCCACAGAUAUAGCCUGCAGCACUAAUGAAAAUAACCAGGACCUCAAUAUAGUGGCCAUUUACUUAUAAAAAGUUAAUUUGUUAAUCUAGCAGAAAACAUGUAUUAUAUCAAUUUUCUUUGAAUUUUCAGGUUGUUGGUCAUAACAGAGAUGCAGAAAAAUAGAUGAAGCCUUUAGACUUAACAUGGAGAAAUAAUGUUUUAUGGCUUUUGAACAGCAAGUUAUCAAGAGGAAGUGACAAUUUUCUCAUCCCAGUUACAGUGAUAAAUCCACGAGUCAAAGCUGCUUCUGCUGUUAAUUUUCCAAAUGGAGUCAUCAAUAAAAAAACAUAUAUGUAGUAGAUUGUUUAGGACAAAAGAAUCCAUCUGGAUUUGAUCACCUGUGUAAAAGCAUGCUUUUUUCCACUGCAGCUCUGAUAUUGGUUACUUCAUCUUGGGUAAAGAAAAGACAUGGUAUCAUAACUCCUGUGCCUGAACUCCCUUCACACUGCAUUUGUGGUAACUAUCAAAUGGUUUCUAAAAACUGGAAACACCACUGCUAAUGCCUUAGCCUAACUUGUAUGACUUAUAUGAAAUUAUAUUUUUUUCACAACGCUUUGACAUGGCUAAACUGAAAGAUACUGGAUCUGUAGCACUUUGUGGUAGGACAGCUUGCAAGUUCACAAAAUCUGCAAGUCUUGCCAUGAAUACUUUUGACUAUCAUCCAGGUAAUAGCAACAUUUGUGAUGAUUCAAGCAAGAAACCACCAAAAAAGGAGGAAUGAGAAGAUUAAAUCACAGAAGAGUUGAAACAGAGCACCCAGUACCUCCCAACGGAUGCAGAGUGAGUGAACUGCACAAGUGAAAGAGUGAAGCAGUGCGGAAUGUGGAAAGACCAGUCUCUUCCCAUUCAGCAUUUUAUCUACCUGUUACUUAAUAUUGACAACCUCUCCCCAAGGCUCACUGUAAAGAUAAAGGAACACACCAACUGAUAUGUUAGACCUAUUAAUCCAAUUCCAUCUCUUUUUUUUUUUUUUUUUUUUUUCUUGAGAACAGCCAGGACCAGAAAAGUAAGAGGAAGUUGAGAGGAAAGCAGUCUAUUGUAAUAAACUGUGCCUUCCUAAGCUGCAUGUUAAGUAGCUAUCUACCUUCAGCUCUGAUGUACAAUGCUUAGCCAACCACCUUGCAAAUGUUCAUUCAGGAUUAUUUAUGUUACUUUGUGUAUCUGCAAUUCAUGCUUUAAAUCCUACAGACUUCAGGAUUUAGGUCUGCUAUGUGUUAAAUUACAGUAUUUUCCAAAUACAUUAUUCUUCUCUAUAUUAGAUUUGUCUUACCUAUAUUCUAUGAUAGAGAGUCACCAUGGAGUCAAUGAGUCUCCAUGGAGUAAAAGGAAAAAAGAAGGAAAGAGGUGCUAUGACUUGCAUUGCUGGCGACUAUCACAUGUUCAAAGCCAAAUUGAUUUUGGCCUGAAGUGGACCCCUUUCCAAAGAGAUUUUCUUCUAUUCAAUGCAUUGCCUGUAAUCAUUAGUUAGCCUUAUAGUUUUCAUUUCUUGCAUUCUUGUAAUUUUUAAAAGAUUAAAUACUAGAGAACAGUUCA